This is a messenger RNA of Triticum aestivum (bread wheat), 1279 nucleotides long. RefSeq names its product putative disease resistance protein At5g05400. Gene Ontology annotation, molecular function: ADP binding. The record is from RefSeq and is a predicted model, not a curated record. The coding region runs from base 161 to 1081 and encodes 306 amino acids. The transcript has 2 exons. Lineage: Eukaryota; Viridiplantae; Streptophyta; Magnoliopsida; Poales; Poaceae.
GCUAUAGCUAGUCGAGUCGAGAAUUCUACAUAUUCUUUUUUUUUUGAAGUUCGAAUUCUACAUAUUCUGAGAUUGUAGUACGCUAUAGCUAGUCGAGUCGAUUCUCGCGGCGUGAGGUUCUCUCGUGCGCGAUUGUUGAACCCCGUACGUAUGUAUCACCAUGUGGCUCCUAAUCAAGAUCAUCCACCACAUGAUCAAGUUCAAAGGGGCCAUCGCGAAGCUCGAGGAGGCGGCGGCGCGCGCCCACGACCGUCCGGCGAGGCUGGACCAGCUGCGAUCGGCCUGCCACCACCUGACAGGCGUGGACAGCCACCUCAGCAGAAUGCACGACUUCCUCGAGAGCGACCUCCCCGGCGACGACCGGCUGGGGAUCUGGGGCCGGCGGGGCGCCGGCAAGACGUCGCUCCUCACGCCGCUCCAUCAGCCCAGGCCGUACCACGCGCUCUUCGACCGCGUGCUCUACCUCGCGCUGGGCGGCAGCUCCUCGGUGGCGGACGUGCGGCGCUGCAUCGGCAUCUGCCUGGGCUACUACAGCCACGGCGAGCUGACGCCGGCGGACGAGCGGGCCCUGGCCCGCCUCAUCCGCCGGGACCUGUCGCGCAGAAGCUUCCUGCUGCUGCUGGACGGGCUGGGGGCCCCCGUCGACCUGGCGGCGGCCGGCGUCCCGGUGCCGCUCGGGAAAAGCGGCCGGCGGCAGAAGGUCGUCGUGGCCUCGGAGACCCCCGACGUGUGCGCCCUCAUGGGGUGUGCCGCGGACAACGUCGUCGAGAUCGGGCGCCUCGGGGAAGACGACGCGUCGGGCCUCUUCAGAGACUGCGUGGGGGAUAAAAUCCUCCAAAAUUCUCGGAUUCGGCCGCUCGCCAAGGAGAUGGCUGAAGCCUGUGGAGGAUUGCCACUGGCACUAAGGAUGUUUGGUUGCCCGAUGUCUGCUAUAGAACAUGCAGAUGAAUGGAGGUAUAUGCAUAAGUAUCUUAAAGGCUCGGCUUCCAUUGUCACAGGAACAGCUUUUAGAUUUGUUAGUCGAUAUCCGGCACUCGUAGGGUGUUUCAGCUGCAAUAAUAAUGCCUAUUUUCUUCCUUGAGCUUGUAAGUUUUCUCCACCACUUCAAUGUGAUGACCAUCUCCGACGGAGAACCGAUGCGAGAAAGACGUUGAUAGUGAUAGUGGCCAAAGAUCUUUCUGUUAAACUGUGAUCCAAAUUUUAGUACCUGACAGAUUAGACGUAGUACAACCGGUGUGGGGCGUGGCGUUAAUGCCGGCGCGUACGAGUACAACUUGUU